Messenger RNA from Monoraphidium neglectum, 738 nucleotides. Its product is annotated as flagellar associated protein. The transcript has 3 exons. The record is from RefSeq and is a predicted model, not a curated record. NCBI's taxonomy places the organism in Eukaryota, Viridiplantae, Chlorophyta, Chlorophyceae, Sphaeropleales, Selenastraceae. The coding region runs from base 1 to 738 and encodes 245 amino acids.
AUGAAGGCGCGCGUCGCUGCCACAGAGCGCCCGCCGCCGCAGUCGCUCGCCGCCAGUGUCGCCGAAUGCGUUGCGGCCGCGCGGCGCCAGCUCCAGAACCACCCACAGGAAAGGGCGUCCCAAACCCACCCGUUGCACCAGCAUCAGCAACACCAGCCCCACCCGCAAUAUCAGCAGCAGCAGCAGCAGCAGCAGCAGCAGCAGCAGCAGCAGCACCAGCACCAGCACCAGCAGCACCAGCAGCAGCCGCAGCUGCGCGACCUGGAGUCGGAGCUGCGCGUGGUCAAGGCCGUGCGCGCCCGCGAGGAUGCGCUUGACAAGCUCAGCGUCUGCUGCACGAAGCUUGCCGCGCAGGCGGCUGCAGGGGUGGGCGGUCGUGGUGGCGGCAGCAUCUGCGGCCGCGGCUUUGACCCGCUGCUGGUGGUGUCGGACCCCCUGGCGUCGCUGUUUUUCCGGAUGGUGGCCACGCUGCGGGCGCGCACUCUGGAUCUUGUUGAGGAGGUCGCUGCGUGGCAGCGGCACGCCGGCGGCGGAGGGGACGCCGUUUUCUGGCACCGCGGCCACGACUGCCUCUCCGGCCUGGGCGCCAGCCUGGCCUUCCUGGAUGGCUACCCGUUUAUAUCUCGGCGGCUGGCGCCAUCUGGGCCGGUGGAGGCGGACCCUUUCCUGACGCACCUCACGCCAGACAGGGUGCCUUUGGAAGAGGCCGGCGCGAGCGAUGCGGCGCGGAAAGAAUGA